AUGACGCGACCCCAACCCCCGACCAAACCAAAGCAGCCUAUCGAUGGCGCACCACCAAAAGUCAGGAGGGUCGGAAGGAUGACGGCGCCCACCAACAGAAGAGGGCCUAGGAAGAUGAAGACGAUGCGUCGCGACAGUCCGGUAGACACGCAGCCCGACAUUCCAGUGGACACGCGGUCCGAGAGUCCAAUCGACACGUUGAAGACUCCAGAGGAAAGAUUCAGAGAAAGAUACAGGAGGGAGAGAGAUGAGGAGAGAGAUGAAGCCAUAAAGAAGGCAUCGUUGAGAGAUAAGGCCAUCUUGAAGGCAUGGGAUGAGAGGGUUAACAGGACGUCAUCAAAGAUCCCAGCCAAGAAGAGGGCUAGAGAUGACGACGAGGUAGAGAUUGUGGAACCCGCCCCCAAGAGGGCUGGCACAAGAAAGGAGAGGGUCGCGGAUGAGGAUGAUGAGGUCGUGAUUGUAGAACCCCCCGCCAGAGAUGACAAGGAGGAGCAGGAAAGGCGUCAAAGGAACAGGCAGGAAAGACGGUUGAGAUUGUUAAAAGCUGGACUUUUGAAGUAG
Molecule: messenger RNA, 561 nt
Organism: Suillus plorans
Lineage: Eukaryota; Fungi; Basidiomycota; Agaricomycetes; Boletales; Suillaceae
Exons: 1
Coding region: 1-561 (186 amino acids)
Source: RefSeq, a predicted model, not a curated record